This is a messenger RNA of Portunus trituberculatus (swimming crab), 3427 nucleotides long. RefSeq names its product splicing regulatory glutamine/lysine-rich protein 1-like (gene Srp54). Lineage: Eukaryota; Metazoa; Arthropoda; Malacostraca; Decapoda; Portunidae. Gene Ontology annotation, molecular function: RNA binding. The record is from RefSeq and is a predicted model, not a curated record. Gene Ontology annotation, cellular component: nucleoplasm. The coding region runs from base 103 to 2322 and encodes 739 amino acids. The transcript is spliced from 12 exons.
UUCGGCCAGCGCGGUGUGUGUUGACAAGCCGCCGCCACGCGCGGACGCUGGCCUCCUAGGCUUGUGUUAUCAUUUAGUGCUGUUAUUUCUUCCACCACAACCAUGAAGUCAAAGACGAGGAUAGUGCAGAUAUCCAAUAUUGCACCUCAAGCCACCAAGGACCAGAUGUCGACACUGUUUGGCUUCAUCGGCAAGAUUGAGGACAUUCGACUGUACCCAACCAUUCGCGAUGUUGCCAUACCAGUCCAGUCUCGUAUUUGUUUUCUCAAGUUCCAUGACCGGGACUCAGUGUCUGUGGCGCAGCACCUCACCAACACUGUCUUCAUCGACCGGGCCCUCAUCAUCAUCCCCUUCACCCUGGGAGACAUGCCUGACGAGCAGCGUGCCAUGGAGAUCCUGGGCACCGGGGGAACCAUUCCAGGCAUUGGGCCGGAGACCAAAUGGCCGCCUCACCUCACUAACCAGAUUGAGGGCAUUGUAUUGAGGACGAUUGACCCUCACCUGGCAGAGAAUGACCUGCCAGAUUACCCUCCACUGCCAGCCACCACAGAGUCCCACAAGAUCAAUGACAUCCGGCGCACCAUCGUCUUUGAUAACUUGGAUCCAAGUAUCACCACAGACCAGCUACUGGAGUUGGCGUCAAAGGCUGGGGAGGUGCGAUAUGCACGUCUUGGUGUGGAGAAUAAUGGGUCUAGAAAUGCCUUGGUGGAGUACUCGGAGCAGCCUUCCAUCAUCCCUGCCCUCAAGUUGCACCACCUGGAGCACAUGGGCAGACAGAUCAAGGUAAACCACUCCUCCGUGGCCAUUGUGAAGCCGCAGACCAAGAGCAAUGAGGCAGCCCAGCGGGAGAUCGAGGAGGCCAUGAGGAGAGUGAAGGAGGCACAGAACUUCAUUGCCUCUGCCAUAGAUCCUGUCAUGUCAUUCCUAGAUUCUUCAACCAAAGAGAAGAGGUCCCGCUCCAGAUCAAGAUCACGCUCUAGGUCUCGCCGCCGCACUAGGUCACGUUCACGGCGCUCAAAGUCUCACCGGCGGACACGUUCUCGUUCACCACGCCACCGGUCACGCUCCAGGUCCAGGUCUAGGGAGCGGCGGCGUUCUCGCAGCCACUCACGCAGGAAGAGGUCAUCUUCACGGUCACGUAGGAGGUCCAGGUCCAGGUCCCGAUCAAGAAGAAAGUCACGUUCCAAGUCUCGGUCAAAGCGUUCCCGUUCCAAGUCCAAGAGCAAAUCCACUUCUUCUCGCAAGGACAAGAGUAGUAGCAGUAAAAACAAGGACAAGGACAGAGAUAAGGACCGAGACAGAGACAAAACUAAGGAUAAGGACAAAGAAAAGGAUAAAGACAAGGAUAAGGAUAAAGAGAAGGACAAGGAGAAGAAGGAAGAUAGGAAAUCUGAUGUGGUAAAGAUGGAAGUUAUAGAAGGGGAUGAAAAUAAAGAAAUUAGAGAGGAAAUAAUGAAGAUUGAGGACAUCAAAGAAGAAAAAGAAGACAAAGAUUUGGAGCAGGAUAAGGAAGCAGAAAAUAUCAAAGACGAGGAGAAGGACAAGGAAGUGGAGAAAGAAAAGGAGAAAUUAAAAGACAAAGAUAAGGAAAAGACUAGAGAAAAAGAGAAAGAUAAGGACAGAGAUAAGGAUAGAAAAGAAAAGGAUAAGGAUAGAGACAAAGAUAAGGACAAAGAUCGGGAGAAGGACAGAGAUCGGAAGAAGGAAUCAAGUAGCAAGUCCCGACGCUCCAAGUCUCGCAGUCGUUCAAGGGAACGCAAGAGUCGCCGCAGCAGGUCUAGGUCUCGUUCCAAGAGGUCCAGGUCACGAUCACGUUCCAAGAGUCGCACCCGCUCCAAGAGGUCACACAAGUCAAGAUCCAGGUCACGGUCGCGGCGCAGGUCACGCAGCAGAUCACCACGCUCUCGCCGUGACAGAUCCAGAGACCGCCGUGGCCGCUCUCAUGACCGCUCCAAGAGGAGGUCAAGGUCAUCUUCCAGGUCCAAGUCAGGGAAGACGAAAGAUAAGGAUUCCAGCAAAAAGAAAGACUCUCACCGGGAUCGCAGCCGAAGCAAGGAUGGCAAGGAUCGGGACAAGGACAAGCAGAAAGACAAGGAGCGUGACAGAGACAAAGAAAAGAAAGACAAGAAGAAGGACAAAAAAGAGAAAGAAGAAAAGAAAAAAGAAUCAAAGGUACAGAAAAUUGUGUCCCGGGACUAUGACGAAGAGGAGCAGCUGGGAUACGACGGAGAAGAAGAAAAGGGGAAAAGGAGGGACAAGGAGGAGGAGGACAGCAAGGACAAGGGAGAAACAGUUGACAUGGACAUCUCGGACUCUCCAUAGCUACCUUCAAGGCUGCUAACCAUUCUGAAGAAGCCUGUUUUCAUUCCCAAGAACUCAACAUAAUCCUUGUUCAGUCUGUACAUUUCUUGAUUUCAGCUCAACGUAAUGAGACUAUGAGUGAUUUGUUUACCUAAAGGUGUGUGUGUUGUGGUGUGAGGUUUUUGUUACUGCUGGGUAUAUUGUAUCCAAAUGUAUUCAGGUAUGUGUAUGAUUGAUAAUUGGCAAGGGUAAGUAAUAAAUUACAACAUUAAUAAAAUUUUGUUUCUUUGCAUUUGCAUUUUCAGUUGAAGAAAAUGAAUUAUGUUAUUUUUUAUUCUUCAUUGAAACUAUAGUAUGAUUAUUUUUUCCUUAGCAUUGUAUUGCCUUAUGUAAUAGGAUGCUCACAUACUAUUGAAGUGAAAUUUGCUGAUUUGGUUUUUCUUUUUGUUAUAUUCACAACUUAUAAUGACUGACUUUAGUAGAUAUUUUUUUGUUGUCUUGUGUACAGGUAUUCACACAUUUACCUGUCUGUCUGUCUGCUGCAAUAGAAUGUUUGUGUUGAAGUGUGUUGUACAUAUGUGUUAUGAAUUCUUUAUGAAAAGAGACAGAUAAGUGACCUUGGGUAUGGGUAUAAGUAUCACAAAUUUGUUGCUCUCAGAAUUAGCUUUUAGUGUUCAUAAUACGUGUCACUUAAAUUAACAUAGACUCUUUGAAAAGGUUUAUGAUGAGAGUAUUACAGGAUGCAUUGACAACUCAUAUGUGUCCAUGCUGGGUAAGAUGUUUCUAUUAUGUUAUGUGUUGAUGUCUUCUCAUGAUUGUCUUUUCUAUAGGGGAUCUUGCCUAGUAUACUGAUAGAUAAAUAGAAAAAAAUUGAUAAGAUAAUUGUUUUUCUUGAAGUUUUGGUUAUAUACACUUGUGUAGCUUAACAAUAAUAUCUGUAUCAUACCUUUAGGAAACAGAGAAAUAGAGGAGUCAUAACAUCAUGCUCUUGAAUAACUAACAAGCAAAAGAAAGGAAAGACAACCACUCAGUAUGGUGUGAAGAUGCCCCUUGGCAAGUGGAGCUAGGGAUCUCCCAAUUUCAUGUCAGUACUAAACUAUACUCUUAAAUAAAUGAAUAUACAGUA